GCUCAAUAAAAAAAUAAAAAAGCCCACAUAUGAUUUGGGAGAGAUCUCCUAACAGAGAAAGAUGUUCAGCCUAAGAUCUACCGGAUGAAGCUAUGGGCCACUAAUUAAGUCCAAGUUUUGGUACUUCCUAAGGAAACUGAAGAAGGUUAAGAAGAGCAACGGACAGAUACUUGCCAUCAAUGAGAUUUUUGAGAAGAACCAAGAACUACGGUAUCUGGCUGCGUUACCAGAGCCGAACCGGGUACCACAACAUGUACAAGAAGUUCCUUGAGGUACCCUUGCAUUCAGAUCAUUAAGACCGCCACUGUCCUUGCAAAGCUCUGCAAGAGAGAGAGAGAGAGAGAGAGAGCACCAAGCAGUUCCAUAUCUCCAAGAUCAAGUUCCCUCUUGUUUUGAGGAAGGUCAGGCCACCGACAAGGAAGCUCAAGACUACUUACAAGGCUCCAAAGCCCAACCUUUUCAUGUAAAACCAAUUUUUACAUGAUUCCCUACUCAUCAACCAGAUCAGAUUAGUGUUCUUGUUCCCCAGUCUCUUUAAAUUUUUUAAGUUUAGCAUUUUUAAAAACUUUCGGUAUCUUGAUAUGAUAUGAAUAUUCAAAGUUUGGCUGCUUCAGGGAAGUGUUUUACUGUAACUUACACACAACUCAUAUCUGAUAGUAUUAUUUAUUGUAUGCAUUCUCAUACCUUGUUCAUUAUGAUUAGUGCAUCUCUUCUUUAAUCAUUCAAAAUGCUUAGUGGAUCUCUUUUAGAGAUUAAAAAAAAAACAUUAGACAAUAAAAAUGCAAUUAGAUAAGGUUCAGGUGGCAAACAUUUACACGCCAUUUUCAUAAUUCAUACACUGCUCCCCACGUCACUUAACUAACAACACUGUUCUUCACAUUAAACGUGGGAGAAGUUGGUGAAUCCCUUUUGGUUUAAACUGUACAUUGUACAGUGGAACUCUCAGUGGUAGAAAAAGCUCUCAACCUGCAGAAUCUAGAGUGAGUGAGAGAAGUAGUAGAGAUGUCUUUACCACUUGUAGCAGCAGCUUUAAUUGUGGUUUUAGGAGCUGUUUUGAUAAGGGUUGUGAACUGGGUGUGGAUAACACCAAAGAAGCUGGAGAGGUACCUGAGAAGACAAGGUCUUCCCGGAACUCCUUACACGCCUCUUGUAGGAGAUAUCAAGAAGAAUAUUAAAAUGUUGAUGGAGGCAAGAUCAAAACCCAUCUCUCUAACGGAUGAUGUCAUCCCAUAUCUCCUUCCUCUUGCCUUAAAGAUGUUCAACUCUCACGGUUUUACCCAACAAAGAACAAUAAGAGGAUGAAAGCAAUAGACAAAGAGAUAGACACAAUACUGAGAGGUAUGGUGAGCAAGAGGGAAGAUGGAGAAGCAGAACACAAUGAUUUGUUGGGGAUACUUCUUGAAUCAAGUUCAGAGGAAUCUGGAGGAAAUGGUUUGAGCGUAGAAGAAGUUUUGAGAGAGUGCAAGCUGUUUUAUUUCGCAGGACAAGAGACAACUUCAGUACUCUUGGUCUGGACAAUGGUUUUACUAAGCCAUCACCAAGAUUGGCAAGAACGGGCACGAGAGGAAGUGAGACAAAUCCUCGGUGAUGAUAAUGAUACUAAACCAGAUAUAGAGUCUCUUAGCCACCUCAAAGUGGUAAGUAAAUUUUUCACCAUUUACUUUCACAACAAGACUGAACUUAUAGUUACAAGAUUGAAUACUUGAGUUUCCAUUGUCAACCAGAUGAGUAUGAUCUUCUAUGAGGUUCGGAGCCAUCUCAUCCUCCACAAGCUCUGAUUCUUAUUUUUGUAUUUCCAUGGUGGUAUCAUCAACUGUGUUUUUUUUUUCUAUAAAGUGUUUAUGAAUGUAAAUGAUGGUACUUCAAAAAUAAUGUUAAAGGGAAGUAGUGUUUACUGUAACUCAACUCUGAUGUUCUGUAGGUGCAAUCCCAUCACUUAACCGACAACGCGGCGUCUGAUGCACACGCAAUACCCUUCACCUCCAAAAAAGUUAAGUUCAUUAUGAUUAGUGGUUCUCUUUUUUUAUUAUUAUCAAAAAGCUUAAUGUGGAUCUCUUUUGAUGAUUAAAAAAUUGCAAUUAUCCAAUUAGGUAAGAUUCAGGUGGUAAACCUUUACACGCCAUUUUCAUAAUUCAUAUAUAAAAGCUGCUUUACAUGUCACUUAACAAAAUACACUACCCUUGGCAGAAGAGCUGAGAGCAGUUGGUGUAUCUCUUUUGAAGAUUUAAUGAUUAAAAAAAGCGUCUGCAAUAAAGAUAGAAAACCUCUAAGCAUUGACAAUAGCUCCACUGGUGGCAAAGCAUUUGAACUGUACCAGUGAGUGAAGGAAGUGGAUAUGUCUUUACCAGUAGUAGCAGCAGCUUUGAUGGUGGUUUUAGCAUUUUUCUUGACAAGGGUUGUGAACUGGGUAUGGAUAAAACCAAAGAAGCUAGAGAGCUACCUGAGAAGACAAGGUCUCCCUGGAACUCCUUACACGCCUCUUGUAGGAGAUGUUAAGAGGAAUGUUAAUAUGUUGAUGGAGGCAAGAUCAAAACCCAUCACUCUGACAGAUGAUAUCACUCCACGUCUCCUUCCUCUUGCCUUGAAGAUGUUCAACUCCCACGGAAGGACGUUCUUCAUAUGGCUUGGACCAGUUCCAACAAUCAUGAUAACGAAUCCAGAGCACAUCAAGGAAGUCUUUAGUAAAGUGUACGAUUUUGAGAAGAAUGCUUCAUUCCCUUUGGUCAAACUGUUAGUAGGCGGGCUUGCUAGCUAUAAGGGAGAUAAGUGGGCUAGACACAGAAGGAUCAUCAACCCCGCUUUUCACCUUGAGAAGAUCAAGAACAUGGUCCCUGCGUUCUACCAUUGUUGCAGCGAGGUUGUUGGCAAAUGGGACAAGUUAGUGUUGGAUAAAGGGUUGUCUUGUGAGGUGGAUGUUUGGUCUUGGCUUGUGAGUAUGACUGCGGAUGUGAUCUCUCAUGCUGCUUUUGGAAGCAGCUAUAGAGAAGGACAGAGGAUAUUUGAGCUCCAAGGUGAACUAUCUUCUCUCAUAGCACAAGAGCUUAAGAAGCCUUACAUCCCUGGACUGAGUUUUUUCCCAACAAAGAAAACCAAGAGGAUGAAAGCAAUAGACAAAGAGAUAGACAUAAUACUGAGAGGUAUGGUGAGCAAGCGGGAAGCUGGAGAAGCAGAAAACAAUGAUUUGUUGGGGAUACUCCUUGAAUCAAGUUCAGAGGAAUCUGGAGGAAGUGGAAUGAGUGUAGAAGAGGUGAUGAGAGAGUGUAAGCUGUUUUAUUUCGCAGGACAAGAGACAACUUCAGUACUAUUGGUCUGGACAAUGAUUUUGUUAAGCCAUCACCAAGACUGGCAGGAACGGGCGCGAGAGGAAGUGAGGCAAAUACUCGGUGAUAACAUUAAUACAAAACCUGAUAUAGAUUCUCUUAACAACCUCAAAGUGAUGACUAUGAUCUUCUAUGAGGUUUUGAGGCUAUACCCUCCAGUGGCUGAGCUUAGAAGAACUGUAAACAAAGAAAUGAAGCUAGGAGAGAUUACACUUCCAGCUGGUGUUAGAGUUUAUAUACCAACUGCUCUUGUUCACCGUGACCCUGAUCUUUGGGGGGAGGAUGCAGGGGAGUUUAAGCCGGAGCGUUUCAAAGACGGUAUCUCGAAAGCAACAAAGAACCAGGUCUGUUACUUACCCUUUGGAUGGGGACUGAGGAUUUGCAUUGGUCAGAACUUUUCUCUGUUGGAGGCAAAGAUGGCAAUGGCAUUGAUUCUACAGAGAUUCUCCUUUGAGCUCUCUCCUUCUUAUGUUCACUCGCCUCAAAUAGUCAUGACCACUCGUCCUCAAUUCGGAGCACAUCUCAUCCUCCACAAGCUAUGAUAUGCUUUUUUUGUAUUUCCAUGGUGGUGUCAUCAAGAAUAAAGUGUGCUUAUGUAUUAUUUACUUGUUGUAAAAUAAGAGUAAGGAAACGUUAAUUGAAGAUUUGUAAUUUUUUUUUGCUCAAGCUAUCAGUUUAUGUUACCUACCA
Messenger RNA from Brassica napus (rape), 4010 nucleotides. Its product is annotated as cytochrome P450 72A13-like. The transcript is spliced from 8 exons. Bases 2336 to 3862 code for a protein of 508 amino acids. Gene Ontology annotation, molecular function: heme binding; iron ion binding; oxidoreductase activity, acting on paired donors, with incorporation or reduction of molecular oxygen. The record is from RefSeq and is a predicted model, not a curated record. Lineage: Eukaryota; Viridiplantae; Streptophyta; Magnoliopsida; Brassicales; Brassicaceae.